Rotaria sordida is the source of this 1212-nucleotide messenger RNA. NCBI's taxonomy places the organism in Eukaryota, Metazoa, Rotifera, Eurotatoria, Philodinida, Philodinidae. The record is from the annotation of a GenBank genome assembly.
AUGUUAUCAACUGAGGAAACUUCAUUAGCUUCUAAUAAUACUCAAACAUCAGAUUCAUCUUCACAUCAUAUUCCUGAUCAUGAAGGUGGAAUUCAUUUUAAUCCACCUCUCUAUCGACAACGUUAUAUGUUUACACUUGAUAUAAUUCAACGUGAUCCUAGUCUUCAUUCAUUACUUGAUAUCGGUUGUGGUACAUGUCAAUUAUUAACCAUCGGUAAAUAUCGUAAUCCUCAUAUACAAUUAGUUGCUGCUAUUGAUAUUAUUCGAUAUCAACUUGAUGAAGGAUGCUUUAGGUUAAAACCAUUACCUGUUGAAUAUAUGAUAUUUCGUCGUGACACUCCAUUACAUACGUAUGUAUUACAUGGUGAUGCUACAAAAAUAUGUAAUUGUUUUCAACAUUUUGAUGUUGUUACACUUAUUGAAGUUAUUGAACAUUUAUAUUUAAAUGAUUUAGAAAAUUUAGUUAAACAUGUAUUUGGUUAUAUAUGUCCACGAAUGGUUAUUAUAACAACACCAAAUGCUGAUUUUAAUGUACUUUUUACAACAAUGAUUUGUGGAAAAUAUCGUCAUGCUGAUCAUAAAUUUGAAUUUACUCGUCAUGAAUUUAAUAUAUGGUCAGAAAAAAUUGCUCAUACAUAUGGUUAUUUAGUUGAAUUUAAUGGUGUUGGUGAAGCUCCAUCUAAUGAAAAACAUCGAAAUAUUGGUACAUGUACACAAAUUGCUAUUUUUUAUCGUCAAAAUAAUACAAUAAAAACAAUAUUAACAUCAAAUGAAUUUUAUCAACGUUUAUCUUAUUGUAAUAAACAUGAACUUAUUAGUUUUAUUGAUUAUCCAUAUGGUAUUAAUAAAUCUAUUGAUAUUCAAGAACAAAUUCGUUAUAUUCUUAAUAUGUAUCGUUUAAUGGCUGAAGAUAAAGCUCGACAUGGUGAUGAUAAUCAUGAUGCAUUACCAUUAACAAUUGAUUGUCAAACAUUAAUUAAUCAUCCACGUUUAAUAGAAUUUAAUAUAACAGAAGAUAAUUUAAAACAAAUUCUUGAAAAUAUUGGUUAUAAAAUGCUUGAUAAUCAUCAAAUAAUACUUUCUGAAGAUCCAUUAACAGAUAAACAUGAAGAUUAUCAUUCAGAUGAUUAUAAUCAAAAUUCAAUGAAUAAUCAAAAUGAAAUAGUAAAAACUAAUCAACAAUAUAAUCAAAAUGAAGAAUGUUGGGAUUAA